AUGUCAGCUGUAACAAUCUCUGGCGUAAAUUCUAUGGCUGAUGACCAGUUUGAGUGGGUGUUUGGGAAUGUCAUAGAGUUGUGUGCCGACGCCGCGGUGCAAGUAAAGAAAAAACGUCCGUUCAACAACUUAGCCGACCUUUGUGCAGCGUUCCACAAAUAUUUGGACGAUCUUAGUGUUGAAGGUAAAUUACAAAUAUUGCAAUCUCAUCCAGACCUUGCUGGACGAUUAGCCGCUCAAGGGGCACUCACAAAGGAAUCUACUGAGGAGCAGAGAAGUGCUGGUCUUCAAGACGUCACCAGUGAACAGAAGUCUAUCAUCGACUUAUGUAAUGAACGAUACAAGAAGAAAUUUGGAUUUCCAUUUAUCAUCUGUGCAAGAGAAAACAAGGUAUUAUCAAUAAUUGAAGGAUUGCAAAAGCGAUAUGAUAACACAAGGGAACAAGAAAUACAAACUGGAAUAAAUGAAGUAAAGAAGAUUUGUAAGCUAAGAAUAUUAGACAUCGUUAAAAAUUAAGGAUCUUUUAAAUAAAAUA
Molecule: messenger RNA, 535 nt
Organism: Zerene cesonia (dogface butterfly)
Lineage: Eukaryota; Metazoa; Arthropoda; Insecta; Lepidoptera; Pieridae
Product: 2-oxo-4-hydroxy-4-carboxy-5-ureidoimidazoline decarboxylase-like
Exons: 3
Coding region: 1-516 (171 amino acids)
Biological process (GO): allantoin metabolic process
Molecular function (GO): carboxy-lyase activity
Source: RefSeq, a predicted model, not a curated record